Messenger RNA from Saccharomycopsis crataegensis, 1338 nucleotides. RefSeq names its product Ytm1p (gene YTM1). Gene Ontology annotation, molecular function: protein binding. Bases 1 to 1338 code for a protein of 445 amino acids. The transcript has a single exon. Gene Ontology annotation, cellular component: PeBoW complex; preribosome, large subunit precursor. Gene Ontology annotation, biological process: ribosomal large subunit biogenesis; ribosome biogenesis. The record is from RefSeq and is a predicted model, not a curated record. Lineage: Eukaryota; Fungi; Ascomycota; Saccharomycetes; Ascoideales; Saccharomycopsidaceae.
AUGAGUGAGCAAGACUCUCAAGUGAAAAUCAAAUUUACAACUAAGGAGCACGAUGAAUCCUUACAAGUCCCAGAUACUGCGCUCUUCGCACCAGUAGGGUUGAAGAGAUAUGGUCUUUCAGAAAUCAUCAAUUAUCUUCUUGUGCAAAAUCAGAAAAGAGAAGACUCUGCCAAUCCUGUGCCUUUUGAUAUUCUCAUUAAUGGUGCGAUAUUGACCGGAUCCCUUCAGGACUAUUUAACUGACCAUGGUAUGAGUAAUGAAGUCAUUUUGGAAUUGGAGUAUAAGAGAGCCAGUUUACCACCAAUGUGGAGCGCUAGUUUUGAAAAUGAGGAUUGGAUUGGAUCAUUAGAUAUUUACAAACAGAAAGAUAGUGCGGCCAGGAUAUUGAGUGGUGGGUAUGAUGGAAUUGUCCGUGUGUGGAACCAAAGUGGGGAGAUUGAAAAACAGUUUAGCGGCCACAGUGGGGCAAUCAAAAGCGUCAAAUGGAUCAGUGAUACCAGAGUAGUUAGUGGAGGUAAUGAUAGACAGGUGAGAUUAUGGAGAAUGAAAAAGAAGUAUGAUGGAGAAAUUGAAGAGGGGAGAACUGUGGCAAUUCUCGAAGGACAUAAAGCUCCGGUGAGUAGUAUUGAUGUUAACAUCAAGGAAAACAGAAUUCUCAGUGGUGGCUACGAUAAUGAUAUUUACGUGUGGUCUACUAAUGAGAAGGAUAUGGUACCAAUUACCUUUGAGCACGACCAGUUAGCAAAUAAUUUAACAUCUACAGCUGCCAAAAAGAGACGGAAGUUGGCGAUUAAUGACGAGCUGAUCAAGCGUCGUUCACCAUUGAUCACCCUUGAAGGGCACAAACAACCAGUAGAAGGGGUUGUGUUUUCUAAAUUGGAUAGCAGUGUUGGUUAUUCGGUUUCCCAAGAUCACACUAUAAAGACUUGGGAUUUGGUUACUGGAAGAGCCGUGAGUAGUAGUACGACUGGGUUUUCUUUGUUAUCGGUUGUCGAAUUGCCGACUGUGAACUUGUUGGCAUGUGGGUCAUCGGCCAGGCAUAUAAUGUUACAUGAUCCUAGAGUUGGGACUGGGAGUAACAAAAAUAUCGUUGCAAAACAGUUAGUGGGACACAAGAAUUUCGUGGUUAGUUUGGCUGCUGACACAACCAAUGAGUACGGACUUGUCAGUGGGAGUCAUGAUGGCAGUGUGAAAGUUUGGGAUGUUAGAAGUGAUAGACCUGUUUAUACAUUGAGCAGAGAGAAGGGGCUCGAAGGGCAGAUUUUUGCAGUUGACUGCGAAGAAAGAGUUGGUGUUGUGUACGGUGGUGAGGAUAAGAAGAUUGAGAUUAACAAGUGA